Molecule: messenger RNA, 1185 nt
Organism: Durusdinium trenchii
Lineage: Eukaryota; Dinophyceae; Suessiales; Symbiodiniaceae
Source: the annotation of a GenBank genome assembly
CUGCUACUAAUACCACUACUACGACGACGACAACGACGACUACUGCAAACCACCAGGUCAGGAACAAACCACAGACCAGAUCUAGUAAAUCAACCUGGUUUGGUCUUGGUCGAAGCACACUCUCUUCAAAGCGUCUCGUUUGAAAGGGCCUGCGAUUGGCGGUGGCGUUUGCCUGGCGCUGCAGCAAGCUUAGCAGUGUCGCCGUGUGGACGAUAGCUGUGACGUUUAGACCACCCAAAAGUGGGAUUAUGCACGUGAGCAUAGACGACCUGUAGAUGACCCCGCAACCACGUAUGGGAGGUUUCCUAGAUGUAGUAUAUAUAUAAUUUGCGUUCUUGCACCAGAGGCCCAAAUAGGGGAUCGGCAAGUAGAGCACACCACAUACAUAUAAAUAAAUAAAAAUAGGAAAUAUGUACAGUAUUGGUGACACCGGCGAUUGCCCAUUUACUACUACUAGGGGGAUCCUCACCGGCGGAGUUCAUCGAGGGCAGGAUGUACAAUCAGGAGUACAAAGAGUGCUGGUGCAAACAGAAUGGGUACCAUGCAAUCACCACAAGGAGAGAACAUCAUUUGGACACGCAGUGUCACAAGCGCCAGAAACAUGGGUAAAGCCUUGGGAGGAGACAGGAAAGCACAAUGGGAGAGAAAAGACAUGAUACUCGAGGCUUAUCAGAUGAGAAUGAACCCCCAAAAAGGCAGAGGAGGCAAUGCGAGUAGAGAGAACCCAAAGAUACAACCAUGGCGACCGACUUGAUCGAAACGCGCCUAGGACCGGCGCCUAUCCCGAGCUUCCGCCACAUGUGUUUCAUUGCCUAGAGUUGCGGGCGCCGCUGCAUGUUGCCAUCUUGAGAGUUCUGGUGGGUUCGACAGGCGUUGCGUUGUUGCUCCUUGCAUUGGCCUGCCCUUUGUACGUGGUGCGGAAUGCGCCGCUGGAAGGACGAACGGGUGCCAUGAAGGUGGCUCUACUGCUUCUACCCUUGACUCUGGCGCCGGUCUGGGUCUUUUUCCUCUCGCAGCUCGUCAUGGAGGAGCUCGGCUUGGGCUGUACCGGCGACAGCCCCCACCACCCCGACCCCGGUCUCCGGGGCCCCGUGGGCCCUGGAGGCCCUGGGUUAGUGCCAUGAAUCGACGCCCGUCUCGGAGAAAAUCCAAAGAAUCGGCAGAAUCUCGGUCCUUGUAGCGUCC